Molecule: messenger RNA, 1654 nt
Organism: Apis dorsata (giant honeybee)
Lineage: Eukaryota; Metazoa; Arthropoda; Insecta; Hymenoptera; Apidae
Product: odorant receptor 13a-like
Exons: 6
Coding region: 472-1599 (375 amino acids)
Biological process (GO): sensory perception of smell; detection of chemical stimulus involved in sensory perception of smell
Cellular component (GO): plasma membrane
Molecular function (GO): odorant binding; olfactory receptor activity
Source: RefSeq, a predicted model, not a curated record
CAUAUUUCUUUCUAUCAAAACUUUUGCAUUUCCUUCAACUUAUAAUAAAUCUAAUUUAAUAUGCACUUACAUAUCGUAUCCUUCAAUACUUUUCUGAGAAAACUAGUCAUUUUAUGUUAUAGUAAAAGUUGAAAUUAUAUUUUGAACAACAUACUUUUCACUAUCCUCAACUUUUGUUUGCAGCAAGCCUACAAUCAUUUUGUGAUAUUAUUUACAAUAUUUAUGUGGAUUCUGAGAAUGUGAAACAAAUGGCUAGACACUCGUGAAUAAUUUGUGCAUGCUUGCGCAUAAUUUUUAUGUAUCUUUUAGUUUAUCGUAAACGUGCAUAUACGUAAGUUUUUUAGUAAGAUUAGUCUUCAGUAAAUUUGUUUUCUGGUAAUAGUGAUGCGUAUUUGUGAAAAUUACGUGAUUUUAUAAAUGAAAAGUAUAGUUUAAAAAUAUAUAAGCGAAAGAAUACAAAAUCUGCAUAGAAUGCUUGUAUUAAAUACGCUUAGCCCAUCUGUUAAAUUCGGCCUUCAUUUUGCUGGUAUUUGGCCUGGAACACCAUUUCCAUAUUUACAUAAGUUAGGUUGGCUGGCAGUAAUGGCUGUACUUCAAAGUUAUCAGUAUAGAUAUAUAGUAAUGCAUUAUAAAUCUGAUAAUCUCAUGAGUAUAAUAGAUAAUUUAAGCAUAGCUAUGCCGUUCAGUCUAGUGUUUAUCAAAUUAAUUGUUACUUGGGUGAAUUAUGGCGUGUUUUGUGAUAUUUUAUCAACUAUGGAAAAGGAUUGCCAAAAAUAUGCUGUUAUAGACAUAAAUAAUUUAAUAUCGAAAACGAGACAAAUCUCUUUUUAUAUGACAACUAUUGUCAUGUCUUCAUAUUUAGUAUCUGCUGCUUUUUAUAUUACCGGUACUUUAGCUAUUCAAAGAACUAAUGAUUCAAUACCUCGAGAACUUCUUUUCAAAAUGGAUUUGCCUUUUGAAACCAAUGAAUCUCCAAAUUAUGAAUUUGUAGUAACUUCGCAACUUCUUAUUCAUAUAUCAGCAGCUCUUACGUUUGGAACAUUCAGUGCUCUACUUCUAAUGGUGGUUCUUCAUAUAGGAUGUCAAAUUGAUAUUUUCUGUCAAAAUUUAUUAGAUAUUCCUCAUAUAUGUGCAAGUCAUUUAAAGUUUUUUAUUAUCAGACAUCAAGAAAUCAUUAUUUUUGCAGAAAGAAUUGAAAAACUGUUUACAUAUAUAGCACUUAGUCAACUUGUAUCAAAUACUUUAAUUACUUGCUGUGUAGGAUUCCUUAUUGUAAUUGCAAUACACGAGGAUAAUGGUUUUCUAUUAUUACUCAAAUCUGUUUUAUUUUAUAUGGUAAUUUGUUUAGAAGCAUUUAUAUAUUGUUUUGCUGGUGAAUAUCUUCGUAUUAAGAGCAAAUUAAUCGGCGAUACAGCUUAUGAAUUUCUUUGGUAUGAUUUACGACCAAAUGAAAGACAACUUUUAAUACCUGUUAUACUAAGAUCUCAAAAAGGUUUCACAUUUACUUUUGGAAAAUUUUCAAGUCUUUCCUUAGAAAGUUUUACAGGUAUUAUGAAAAUUUCGGCAUCAUAUAUAUCAGUACUUCUCGCAGUGUAUUAAAAAAUAUAAUUAUAUCGUAGUAAAAUUAUCAUAUAGUUUAUAUUAACUAAAAAUA